AGGAGGAGUGCAAAAAAAAUUGCGAAAACACGGAUGAUCAGAACUGUGAAAAUAUUGUAUUUUCAUAACUUUCAGGGCUAUUCUGACGCUGCGAAUGAAUGUACAACCCAAUGGCGGGACUGGACGACUACGAGAGGUAUCUGGAAGAGGAAGAUGAGUUAGAUAAUGCACGGUUUUUAUCAGCAUACAAAUCGACGCUAGAUGAUACCCCGUACCAUUUUAUCAACUCGGAACGGGAUCUAACGCUGCCUCUGCAGAAGCACAAGAAUGUUCAACCGCUCUACGAAAGUCCCGAAGAUGAAAUAUCGCUCCGAAAAUACCUCGGGGCCAGUGUGAACCUCAUCAGCUUAAUAACGGAGAACCUGCUAUGCCAUCCGUUUUUGGUACUGCGGCGACAAUGCCAGGUGCAUCACGCGUCAAAAAGAUAUCACGUCUUGCCGGUCACACUGUUGCCGGUAAUUGUGCACCUGCAUCAACGGCAAGGAGUCACUACGCUAUGGAAAGGUAUUGGAAGCGUGCUUCUAGUUCGCGGCAUGACGUUAGCCGUGGAAGAUGUGAUAUCCAAAUUUACACCCUGGCCAAAGGAGAUCAAUACAAAGACGACUCUCAAGCAAUUCGGUCAACAUAUACUACUGAAGUGCAUUAGCAUAGCAACAGUUGUCCCAUUCUACACCGCGUCGCUCGUUGAAACCGUCCAAAGCGACAUUGCCAGUGAAAAGCCGGGUAUUUUUGAUGUAUUUCGGGAGGGCACUAGUCGUUUGCUUUCCUGGAGUGUUCCGCAGAAGGGACGGAUGCUUCCUGUGUGGGCCUUGGUAGGACCGAGUAUAUCUCUUGGAAUAUCCAAAUACAUUUGCCAGUUGUUCAUUCGUGGCAUUUCCACUCGAAUCAUGUGCAGAAGGGUAACAUUUUACGAGGAAAAGAGGGGCGCACGCACACGGGACUUUGCCGCACAGAGCCAGGUUAUUGAAGUCUACUCGACCAUGAUUUCCCUGAUGACCACAGAGAUGAUCUUCUAUCCGUUCGAAACUAUCCUACACCGCAUCCAGCUGCAAGGUACACGCACAAUCAUCGAUAACCUGGACUCCGGUUACUCGGUAGUUCCCAUCCUGACCAGUUACGAAGGUGUGAUGGAUUGCUAUCGGCAAACGGUAGCCACCGAAGGGGUCGCCGGCCUGUACAAAGGGUUCGGGGCGAUGAUACUUCAGUUUGCGGCACAUGUCGCCGUUAUAAAGCUAGGCAAAUGGUUCAUUACUCAGAUUUCGGAGCUGAUGUCGAGCAAGCCGCCUGCGAAGGUAGUUGAGUUCUACAAACUGGAGGACAAAACCCCCGUCGGGUCGGCGACAAUGUCCCGGAGCAUUAGCGGCAUCAGCUCACUUAGCAACGAACUAUCGUAGUAUAUUCGUGUAGGCGCAUGUUGAAUGAUACAUAAAUAAAAUAUUUGUUUGAACCUUAAACGGAA
This is a messenger RNA of Anopheles coustani, 1459 nucleotides long. RefSeq names its product mitochondrial outer membrane protein SLC25A46 (gene Slc25A46a). Gene Ontology annotation, biological process: mitochondrial fission; mitochondrial membrane fission. Gene Ontology annotation, cellular component: mitochondrial outer membrane. The record is from RefSeq and is a predicted model, not a curated record. Bases 99 to 1394 code for a protein of 431 amino acids. NCBI's taxonomy places the organism in Eukaryota, Metazoa, Arthropoda, Insecta, Diptera, Culicidae. The transcript has 6 exons.